Molecule: messenger RNA, 870 nt
Organism: Parnassius apollo (apollo)
Lineage: Eukaryota; Metazoa; Arthropoda; Insecta; Lepidoptera; Papilionidae
Source: the annotation of a GenBank genome assembly
AUGGAGUCGAAAGGAAAUAUUGCGCCUGAGAAUCAAAAGAAUCGUGCUCGAGGCGAAAAUUGGACUCAAGAGGAAAAGGAUCUGUUUUUGGAAAUAAUGAGGGAGUCAGCGCCUAUUAUAGAGAGUAAAUUUACCGACACUAAUACAAAUAAAAGAAAGAAUCUGGAGUGGAUUAGAGUACAAAAGAGUCUUAAGGAACUCACUGGGAAAUCCAGAGAGAUCACCCAGUUAAAGGGUUUCUGGAGACGAACAAAAGUGGCUGCAAAGAAAUCUGUGGCACAACAUAGAAGAGCUUUGCAAGCUACUGGUGGUGGACAAAGGCCAACAUCGCCAGGUGAUGAUCACCUAAAGAUAGUGGAACUAUGCCCAACAGAUUUUUUUAUAGAAGAAAAUCUUUAUGACAGCGAUGCGGUCCCACAACACGGUGAAGUUAUAGUUCUUGGAGGAACUGAAGAGCAAAACAACACAUUGUAUGAUAUAGACGAGGAUGAAAUUCUACCAGCAGAGGAACCAGCUGAACAGCAAAUGAUUACAGUGGCAAAUGUGCAUAGCGAAGAGAUUGAUAUCAAGAUGCCUGAAUGCAGCAGAAAAACACAAAUGAUGUUUCCUCCAAAGGUGGACAAGAAACAAAUUAGAGAAAAGAAAACAAAUAAGUUGGCUGGCAAGGAAGCUUUAUUAAGAAGCAAUAUAGAAUUUAAGGAACGGGCUUCAGCAAUGUUGGAAGAAGAACAUAAAUUAAAAAUAAAAUUUCAAGAACAAGAAAUAGCUCAUCAGCAGUUGCGGCAUAAACUGGAAAUUGAAAUAUUAAUAUUAGAAAGAGACAAAAAGAAAUUGGAAUUAGAAUUGUUAAAAAAAAAAACUAGAAUAUAA